UCUUACAUUGUGGAUGCCUUAAGGGGAUUAGCAGUGCGCCACCUAUUUUUCUCAGCCUGGGGCUGUCACAUAGGACGAAGACACAAGAAGAAUAAUACUUGCCACAAGUCUCACAGUGCUACAUAGCCUCAAAGAGUAGCCACACAAAUAAAAAAAAUCAUUUCUUUCUCCCUUAUCCUCAGUCCGCUCCCCACCUACGCGCGCUUCUCCAUCUCCGCCCACGCGCCUCGCCCCUUCUCCUCUCGCCGCACUUCCCCUUCCUCCUCCGGCGCGGCGGCGGCGCCGAACCACCCAGUUGCGGCGUCGAGCGGCGCGGCGGACGGGCGGCAGCGUGGAGCAGCGCAGUGGAAGGGUGGCGGCACGAACGGCCCGAGCGGCAACGCCAGAACUGGUCAACGGGGUGGCUCAAGCGCCUCCCCUCCUCCUCCUCUUCUGGCGCCGCGGAUCGAGGGGCAGCGGCGGCGGCCGGCGGGACGGCCCGAGCGGCGGCGGGGUGGUCGAGCGGCGGCUCACAUGAUCAAUACUCCCUCCGGCCACCUCCCUCGGCUCCCUCCCCUCCCCGUCCCCUCCGGCGGCGCUGGGCACAGGCCUCACCCUCUCCUCUUCCCGGCGGACGACGGUGGCGGCGCCGCCGAGCUCGCCAGAUCCGUCCUCGGAUGGCGGCGGCGCCGAGCUCGCUAGAUCUGCCUUCGGUCGGCAGCAAUGACGACGAUGGUAGUGGUCCAUCUUUCCUUCCUCCCUUCUCUCCGGCGAGCUCGGGUGGUGGCCUCGCCGGCGACGCCCGUCGCCCCCUUGCAUGGGGCCAUGCCCUCUUCGGCGAUGCUCUCCUCUCCCCGGCAGCGUCGGGCGGUGGAAGCGAGCGGGGUUUGGGGCGGUAGGACGACACGGCCCACGAGUGUGGGCCCCACCUGUGAAACAAAGGAGGAACGGGGAGCCAAAGUUGGCUCCACGGUCUUGGGCAAGCCGCGUGGAUUGCCGACGUGGGGACGAAUAUUCCGUUUCUAGGGGUGAGGCUGAAUGCCACAUGGGAGCAUUGUGAAUGGCCUAAGAGCAAGUUUAAUAGUAUAAUCAACUACUAACUCCAAAUCAUCUAUAUCCAAUGUAAUAGCCAAUUUAUACAAUAGUUGCUUGCUACACUAUUAAUAUCUGGUCCCACCUAUCAUACACAUAUUACGUCUUGGAGUCCGUGCUGCAGCUGGCUACAGAUAUGUAGCCCGCUUCUCUUCUCUCUCUUUUUUUAUCUCUUUAAAAUAUGUUUAUAGCUGGCUUAUAGUCUGCUAUUGUACCUGGCUUAUAACUACUGGCGAUCAAACACUAAAGCAAUCACUAUAAACAAAUAGACUAUAGUGAAUAAUGAUCAUGUAUGCUAAUUAGAAACUAACCAAGAAGUAAUUCUCACUAAGCAAAUCUUAAUUACUCAUAAUGAUAUUUCUAUUAAAGCAGAGUAAUUAACAAGAUACAAAAGUAGGAGGAGAUUACCGACAACUCCGGGAUUUCUCCGAUUUCUUCUACCUUACUCUCUCCCUAUUCUAAUAUACAAUAAAGUACACUAGAGCCUCUUGUAAUUCAGCUCAUGCUUUGGUGGUUCGUCACCCGCAUCCAAAUAUACACCAACACUUGUGUAAAUGCCGUCAACAACGGGAUCUCUCCUAGAUAUUCGUUCGACAGCAUCUACCUCUCCUACGACGGCGUAAUUUGGCGUAAGACACCGAAAGAUUGUGGCCUUUGUUGUGAGACACCCGAAGAUCGUGUAUUUGCUCGUGGACACUGUAAAAAGUGUGGAGCAGAGGCGCGACGGCGGCCACAGCGGGGCGGCGGCGGCGGCGCAUCGCCGGGGUUCACCGCCGACAGUGACGACGCACGGCGGCAUCCCGGUGCAUGGCUUCCUCUCUCUCUCUCUCUUCUUUUCUUUUCCCCUUCUUCUUCCUCGCAGCGGAGCAGAGGCGCGACGACGGUGGGACGGCGGCGGCGGCGCAUCGCCAGAGCGCGUCGAGUACAGCACCGUCAAGCCCUAGCUCUUCGAGUGGAAGGCCGGCGCCGGUGCCACUGCCGCUGGCCAUGGCGAGUGCGCGCGGGUGGACGGCAAUAUACUGACCUAGAUUGGCAAGGAUCUGGCGCCGCCUGGACCCUUUUGGCCGGCCACGACGCCGCCCGGAGCUCAACCCAGCAUGCUCGCCAUGGCCACUCACCUGCAUGCCGUUGUCCCCUGCAGCCAAACUCCGUGCGGCUGGCGUUGCAGUGGCGGCGAUGGUGGUGGCCUCCUCCGCUCUUCCUCCGCCUCCAUGGACAGCUGCCACCAGUGGAGGUGACAGAGUGGGGGACAUCGAUGACGGCGAGAAGGGAGAAGAUCGGUACCCUUUCGCUGCUGCUGCGACUUCUUGUUGUGCUUCAGCCAUGGAACAAUCUGCUGUUCUGAUGAACAGGCCAUAGCCUGCUGCUGCUAAUGCUGCUUCAUGGCCACGGCGGAGCUCGGCGGCGGUGCAAUGAGAGAGAUGAACAGAGAAAGAGAGGAAGAAGAGAGAGAGAUAUUGACAAGUGGACCUAUGGGCAAACUUGUUUUUAACCAAAGUUUCUCUCCGUUUCCACCAGAAAUAAUAAAAUAAUACGGUCAGUGUCCGCCAACUAA
This is a messenger RNA of Oryza sativa Japonica Group (Japanese rice), 2626 nucleotides long. NCBI's taxonomy places the organism in Eukaryota, Viridiplantae, Streptophyta, Magnoliopsida, Poales, Poaceae. The record is from RefSeq and is a predicted model, not a curated record.